Molecule: messenger RNA, 984 nt
Organism: Phytophthora nicotianae INRA-310
Lineage: Eukaryota; Oomycota; Peronosporomycetes; Peronosporales; Peronosporaceae
Exons: 1
Coding region: 1-984 (327 amino acids)
Source: RefSeq, a predicted model, not a curated record
AUGCGCAGCUUCCUGCUUCUUCUCGUCCUCGUAUUCGUGGCUAUUACGAGUAGCAAUGCUCUCUUGACAGCCUCACAUCGCCACCAGCCCAAGACGGCAAAGUUGAAACUGGACCAAGCUGUUCAGUGGAACAUCGAAGACAAACGCUUUCUUCGAGCUACGGAUGCAGCUGAUGAAGAACGCGGACUAGCGGGCAUUAAAACGAAAUUGAAGGCCUGGCUGGAAAAGUUUACCUCAUUGUUCAAGAAGUCGAAAUCAGCUAAGGCGGCGGCGACGACGACGACAACGAACUUAGAGGAGGUGGCUGAGAAGGUGGCGAUAAGGUAUCAGUCGGAGAUGUACAGAAGUGAAGUGACGUUGGCGCAAGAUUUGGUUAAGAAGGGCGUCGUGGACGAUGUUCUUUACCAGAACAAGAUCAGUCCAGAAGCGUACUUUGACGCGCUGAAGUUGGACCCAAAGCUCAAAUUCAUUUCCGAUUCGGCUAUUGCCAGGGGGAACAACCCCAACUUGGAGAAGUUUUUCACGUACUCUCUUUUCUGGACCAAGAAAAAUGAGGUCACAAAGGCAGAAAAUUUCAUCAAGAAGGGCGCCGUGAAUGAUGUUCUAUACCAGAAUAAAAUCAGUCCGGAAGCGUACUUUGACGCGCUAAAGCUGAACCCGAAGCUAAGAUUCUAUUCUGACUCAGCGGUUACGAGGGUGAACAACCCCAACUUGGAAAAGUUUUUAUCGUAUACUAGCUUCUACAACAAAAGCCAGGCCGGCAAGAGAGAAGUCGCAAAGGCGGAAGAUCUGAUCCAAAAGGGCGUUACGGAUCAAGUUCUACUCUACAACAAAAUUAGUCCAGAUGCGUAUUUUGAGGCGCUGAAGCUGAACCCAAAUCUCAAAUUCAUUGCGGAUUCGGCAGUUGCGAGGAAGAACAACCCGGACCUGGAGAAGUUCUACACGUAUGCUACCAAGUACUACAAUAGUCUGACUGGCAAAUAG